CGUGGCAUUAUAAGUACGCACAACAUUUUAUAGUACCAGAAAAAUCUAAUUAACUUCAGGUUUGGUUUAUUUUCCUCCUUUCUUUAGGUGGAGGAGGCUGGUGUCCGCUGUCGCCCCCUGCUGGUGAGCAGGGAGAGCGUUUCAGUAAAGUCACGUGAUUUCGGGGAAACUGGAGGCGCUGCGCCGUGGAGCUGCAGCCUCCGUUCACCGACACACAGUCCGUUCGCACCGCGGAGGAAACAACCGAGUGACACCGUUUUUGAUGAAACCAUCAUCAAAUCAUGGCAGCAGGCAGAACGAGAUCCACCCGCAGGCUUCGCUCCUGGAUGGUCGAGCAGGUCAGCAGUGGGAAGUAUCCCGGCGUGAUGUGGGAGGACGAGGCCAAAACCAUGUUCCGCAUCCCGUGGAAACAUGCAGGGAAGCACGACUUCCGCAAAGAGGAGGAUGCCGCCCUCUUCAUGGCGUGGGCCAAGUUUAAAGGGAAGCUGACGGACAGCAAGCAGGACAACCCCGCCAUCUGGAAGACCCGGCUGAGGUGCGCCCUCAACAAGAGCCCGGAGUUCAAGGAGGUGAAUGAGCGAGCGCAGCUGGACAUCUCCGAGCCGUACAAGGUGUACCGGCUGGUCCCGAUCAGCGAACAGGGUGUGGUGAUACCGGAGAAGAAGACCAGAGAGAAGAGCAGCAGGAAGCUGAAGAGGAGGAAGAGCCAGCCUGACGACGAAGACUCCGGUCGGGUCAGACUGAUAAAGACAGAAGAGGUCGCGUCUCAGCCGCUGUGUGUGGACGAGCCGCUGCUGCAGAACCACGAGCCCGUCCAAUCAGAGGGCCCGUCUCGGAGCACCACCAUCAGCACCGGAGAUGCGCUGGAUGAGAUCCGGUUGGACGUGCGGAUCGAGGAGAGCGUUCCCAGCGCAACAAGCGCUGACGACUCCUUCGAUGUGGCGAUUCGUUAUUUAGGACAGGAAGUCCUCAGACGUCAGAUCCAAGGCACAGAUGUCCGGAUAACGUACCUGCCUUCCUCCUCCGUCCCUCCGACUUUGGCCGCCCUGAACGCCAGGUUUCCUCGGAUCCCGCUGCCGGAGCCGCCGUCCUCGCUGCUGGCCGGGCCCACGCUGCAGGCGCUCCACACGCUGCUGCCCUUCAUGGAGAAAGGAAUCGUGCUGACCUCCACGCCACAGGGAGUGUACGGGAAGAGGUUCUGCCAGGGCCGGAUCUUCUGGAUGGGACCUCACAGCGUCACGCCGGGCCCACACAGGAUGGAGAGGAACACGGAGCCGGUGCUGCUCUUCAGCAAGGACGCCUUCAAGCAAGAACUGGACCGGUUCUGCUCCGCCGGUGGGGAGCGUCCCCAGACCAGCUUCAAUCUGUGUUUCGGAGAAGAGCUGAACAACACGGAAGACCUGAGCAAUAAGCUCAUCAUCGCUCAGGUCUCUCUCCCGUGGGCCGAACAACAAGUCCAGAACUCCGUCUCCUUCUUCGAAACCAUCUCGGUGUUCCAGACGCUGGCGGGCCAGUCUCCUCUGGGUGAGAUCACCCUGGACAUCGUCACGGUGCCGUAGUCCUGCGCCUGCUCCGCCAAAAGAUCUGCUGCAGCAAAACCCACCUGAAGCAGACGCAGCAGGAGCUCCGCCCAGAGACUCGAUGGUUCCUGCUGCUGCAGUUUUUCUUUUACGUUUAAUCCAAUUUCACAAAAGGACGGAGAGAAGAUCCAGUUUUUCAGUUUAAAGCUGAAAAUGAGUGAAGCACCUUUAGUGGGAACACUACACGAUAACCCGGGGCGUCGUUGGGAUUCACCCAGGCUGAGAUCUGGUGUCACUUUAUUUUUGAGGUGCUUUUAACGGUCGGCCCAGGUUUGUCUGUGCUGCAUCGGCAACUUCAGACGUUUAGAGUGAAGAAACCACAAAACCACGUGGGCAGUGAAAAUGACGUUUUAUUGUUGUUAAAUGCUUUAGUUCUCUUUUAUUAGCUUUUAGAAAUGAUCGUUUUUCUCCUCAGAAUUUAGUUUUUACUGAUUUUAUCUGAAAAUGUUCAUUGAAAAAAGAAACAUUAAAACCGGCGCUCCAACAUAAAACAUUUUCUG
Nothobranchius furzeri (turquoise killifish) is the source of this 2080-nucleotide messenger RNA. RefSeq names its product interferon regulatory factor 9 (gene irf9). Gene Ontology annotation, cellular component: nucleus. Gene Ontology annotation, molecular function: DNA-binding transcription factor activity, RNA polymerase II-specific; protein binding; RNA polymerase II cis-regulatory region sequence-specific DNA binding. NCBI's taxonomy places the organism in Eukaryota, Metazoa, Chordata, Actinopteri, Cyprinodontiformes, Nothobranchiidae. The record is from RefSeq and is a predicted model, not a curated record. Gene Ontology annotation, biological process: regulation of transcription by RNA polymerase II; immune system process.